Molecule: messenger RNA, 696 nt
Organism: Suillus fuscotomentosus
Lineage: Eukaryota; Fungi; Basidiomycota; Agaricomycetes; Boletales; Suillaceae
Exons: 4
Coding region: 1-696 (231 amino acids)
Source: RefSeq, a predicted model, not a curated record
AUGAAAAAGGCCCAGGGCCUGCAAGGGCCCCGUCCAGCUCUGAUACGACACGCAAAAAUAAACAAAGAGUCCGGGGAAGUGAUAUCUAUCUUAUUACGUUUUGCGCACUUCAGUGAGCCGGAAGUAUGGGUUGCGGGGAAGCUUGAGAAAAGUAUAUCAAAAGCCGCCCUCCCUGGUAACCUUGGUAGAUUCGGCUCGGCUCCUCCCUUGGUGAUGGCUUGCGGUGGCUUGGCGGGAGCACUAAAGCGGUGGUUCGCAGACCAAGCAACUUUGAUAAUUCUUGGUCGUCGUGAUGCCAAGGCUAGGCAGACAAAGAAGCACUUAUCUGCACGACGCAGAGACAUCAAAAACAUGGCACCCCUCAGCACAGUACACGCCGAAAUACAAUCCAAUACACUGAACACCAUCAACAGCUCCCAUGAUGAGCCGAGUCGCGGGCCAAUUAAACUUUGCUAUCGUCUGAACGACCCACUGAAUUGCUUAAUUUCCUACCCCACUAUGAUCUGCUGGGCAACGCCCCCUCGCUCUCCACGGUUUGGUAUUGUCCUGUCGGUCCCGAACUCUGAUCAAAUGGGUAGGCUUGACGGCGGUGAAGACACUCGUGUCACACGCACAAAUAUAUAUAUUCACAGAGACGACUGGGAGGUUCAUCGGCAAAACCACGGCAAUAAUGUAGUGUGGGGAAAUAGGGUUUGA